CUCCCUUCUCUUGCCUUUCUCCUUCUUUCUUCUUCCUCCCCACCUUUGUCUACCCUCCAAACAUGGGCGUCCAAAGAGAACCCGGCCAGAAAGGCGUGAACUGGUCCAACAUUGCCGUUGGUGGAAUAAUGAACAUGGUUGACGUCACAACCUUGGGCCAACCUCUGGAGGUUCUCAAGACGCAGAUGGCGGCCAACCGAAACCAGACAAUGGUGCAAGCUUGCAAGGACGUUUGGGCGCGUGGUGGCGUCGUUGGCUUCUAUCAAGGUCUUAUCCCCUGGGCUUGGAUUGAGGCUUCCACCAAGGGAGCUGUCCUGGUUUUCGCUGCCUCUGAAGUCGAAACGGCAUCACUUUCUGCCGGCAUCAACCCCGGGCUCGCUGGCUUGUUGGGUGGAAUGACGGGAGGUGUUGCUCAGGCCUACGCGACCAUGGGUUUCACGACGUGUAUGAAGACGGCGGAAAUUACUCGUGCGAAAACUGCAUCGACGGGAAUCAAGCCACCUUCAACGUGGGCCGUCUUUGCGGACAUUUAUCGUCGGGAGGGUCUCGCCGGUGUUAACAAGGGUGUCAACGCAGUCGCCGUUCGACAAUGCACAAACUGGGGAUCUCGUAUGGGUUUCGCGCGUCUUGCAGAGGAUUCCAUUCGCAAAAUCAGGGGCAGAGGAGAGCAUGAACCGGGUAGCGCAGUCGACAAAAUUCUCUCUUCGUCGAUUGGUGGCGCUCUGGCAACCUGGAACCAACCUAUCGAGGUUAUCCGUGUGGAGAUGCAAAGUAUGGCAAAGGGAACCGCAAACGCUAACCGACCCGCCAAACUGACAAUUCUUAACACCCUCAAGUUCAUUUACACUGAAAACGGGAUCAAGGGAUUAUAUCGCGGUGUAACACCUCGUAUUGCGCUCGGUAUCUGGCAGACGAUUUGCAUGGUGUCAUUUGCGGACUACGUGAAAAUCUGGGUCAAGGGAAGACAGUAGAGGGGUGAUACUUUAUGCAUUGUUUUAUAGAGUUACAAUAUUAUACCAUGGCAUAGUU
Messenger RNA from Laccaria bicolor S238N-H82, 1029 nucleotides. RefSeq lists its product as uncharacterized. Gene Ontology annotation, molecular function: tricarboxylate secondary active transmembrane transporter activity. The transcript has 9 exons. The record is from RefSeq and is a predicted model, not a curated record. NCBI's taxonomy places the organism in Eukaryota, Fungi, Basidiomycota, Agaricomycetes, Agaricales, Hydnangiaceae. Gene Ontology annotation, biological process: mitochondrial citrate transmembrane transport; alpha-ketoglutarate transport. Bases 63 to 971 code for a protein of 302 amino acids. Gene Ontology annotation, cellular component: mitochondrion.